AUGACUGUAGCAAAGUCUUUCAUUGCUGUGGUUUUCAAGUGCAUCGUACACCUUACUUCUAGUCAGGAGCUCAUUGUAGGCGAAUACCUUUCUGUUCAAGGUGCGUGUGCGUGGGUCAACGAUUAUUUUCGCGACUCAGUUCCCAUUAUCCCCGGUGUAUGGAUAGCACUUGGGACAUUGCCGUCUAAUCCGAGAACCUAG
Talaromyces atroroseus is the source of this 201-nucleotide messenger RNA. RefSeq lists its product as hypothetical. Bases 1 to 201 code for a protein of 66 amino acids. NCBI's taxonomy places the organism in Eukaryota, Fungi, Ascomycota, Eurotiomycetes, Eurotiales, Trichocomaceae. The record is from RefSeq and is a predicted model, not a curated record. The transcript has 2 exons.